AUGGCUGCUCACAUGUCCAGAUUAAGAGGCUGGAGCCGAGCGCAGAGGUUUGGCGUCGCAGUAUGUCGUCAGUACAGCAGCGGCGGCCCGUACCCCAAUGUGUCCCUGUCCACACCGCUCACCGGGAUCCCCAAACCGGUCUUUGCCUCCGUGGACGGACACGAGAAAUACGAGACUAAAAUCACCACCUUAGAAAACGGACUCAGAGUUGCAUCUCAGAACAAAUUUGGUCAAUUCUGUACAGUUGGAAUUCUAGUAAACUCAGGCUCACGUCAUGAAGCAAAAUAUCCCAGCGGAAUUGCACACUUUUUGGAAAAGCUUUCAUUUUCUUCCACAGCCCAGUUUGAAAGUAAAGAUGAUAUUCUUCUAACACUUGAGAGGCAUGGAGGCAUAUGUGACUGCCAAACAUCCAGGGACACAACGAUGUAUGCAGUUUCAGCUGAAGUGAAUGGUCUGGAUACUGUCGUGAACCUCCUGUCAGAUGCGGUUCUACAGCCUCGUUUACUAGAUGAGGAGAUUGAGAUGACCAGAAUGGCUGUUCGGUUUGAGUUGGAGGAUCUGAACAUGAGACCCGACCCGGAGCCUUUACUAACAGAAAUGAUUCAUGCUGCCGCAUACAGGGGCAACACCGUGGGCCUACCUCGCUUCUGCCCUCCUGAAAAUGUCGAGAAGAUCGACAGGAAGCUGCUUCAUAAGUACCUUCAGAGCUAUUACUGUCCGCAGCGCAUGGUGCUGGCUGGGGUUGGGAUUGAACACGAGCAGCUUGUUCAGUGUGCCAGGAAGUAUCUCCUAAAUGUUAAACCAGUAUGGGGCGCGAGCACACCUGCCAACGUCGACAAGUCUGUAGCACAAUACACGGGUGGCAUUGUUAAGAUGGUGAAGGACAUGUCCGAUGUGAGUUUGGGUCCAACACCCAUCCCUGAACUAACACACAUCAUGAUUGGGCUGGAGAGCUGCUCCUUUUUGGAGGAUGACUUCAUCCCCUUUGCAGUCCUCAAUAUGAUGAUGGGAGGUGGAGGAUCCUUCUCUGCCGGAGGGCCUGGAAAAGGCAUGUUCACCCGUCUCUACCUAAAUGUGCUCAACAGACAUCACUGGAUGUACAAUGCUACUUCGUACCACCACAGCUAUGAAGACAGUGGUCUGCUGUGUAUCCAUGCAAGUGCAGACCCCAGACAGGUGCGAGAAAUGGUGGAGAUCAUUACAAGGGAGUUUAUUCAGAUGACUGGGACAGCAGGAGAAAUGGAGCUAGAGAGAGCCAAGACACAACUGAAAUCCAUGCUCAUGAUGAACCUGGAGUCACGACCGGUCAUCUUUGAAGAUGUAGGUCGACAAGUACUUGCGACAGACAAGAGGAAGCUGCCCCAUGAGCUGUGUGAGCUCAUCAAUAACGUUACAGCCAGUGACAUCAAGAGAGUUACAAGGAAGAUGCUGCGUAGUAAGCCUGCGGUAGCAGCGCUGGGAGAUCUGACCGAGCUGCCCUCGUAUGAGGACAUUCAGGCCGCUCUCUCUAGCAAAGACGGACGUCUGCCUCGCAUGUAUCGCCUGUUCCGAUAGGGGACAGACAGCUGGCACCAUCUAGAGGCAAAAAAUGAGGACACCCCUAACAAAUAUUCUCUUGAUGGAAUUUAAGUGCAAUGCUUCGAAGGACUGUGGUUGCAUUUCCUCUAUAAAGUGUUUAAAACAUGACUUUAGUUCACUCAAACAUUGUCAUCAUUUACUCAGCCUCAUGUCAUUCCAGAACUGUAGGACUUCCUACUGUGGAAUAACAGAAGAUAUUUUAAACGAAUAGUUUUUUGUCUGUACAAAGUAACUCAGAGGGCUCUAACGGGCUCGGUUCUUCCAAAUAUCUUUUUUUUUUCUGUUGCAUAGAAGAAAGAAAGGUUUGUAAUGACACGAGGCUGGUGCGUAAAUGAGAAUUUUCAUAUUUGGGUGGCAAAUUCUUUUACAUUUUAACAGCUUGGUGAUGACUAAGUUUAGUUUUACACACCAGUGCAUUAUUUCACAUUUCUAUCUUAAUUGGCUCAACUUUUAGUGCACUUUUCCAUGUCAUUUGUUCCCAUUUCUACAUUGUUGUUCAUAGGCUGUGCUUUUCUGUGUAAAACUGGGCAAACCUAAAUGGUAUUCUGCACCAUAUUUUCCCCACAAAUGUCUGAAAUGAUCCCUUGAUAUAAAAAAAACAACAACCUUGAUCUAAUAUCUGAACAAAAUGACACUGACUGUCUUAUCUACCACUCAGCCUAGCAGCAAAUACCUAGUGUAUAUAAAGAUAAACUCCUUUUCUCUUGCUGAAUCACUGUCAACAUGAACACUUUCUUUUUCCAAAUGUCUGUUUGGCCGUUUGUGUUGGAUUAUGCUACAAUAAUAUAUUUAUUCCCUUGUACUUCAUCAGUACAAGUGUACUGUUAUAUAUUUCCAUUACUCUUAAGAUAUUUCCACUGCCUAAUAAGAUGAUGACAAUGCUUGAACAUUCAUGAGCAAAAACCUUUGUGUUCCCUUAAAAGAAUGAAAAGUUUGAGCCUUUGUAUUAUUUGUUUUCAUGUACGAUUUGAAUAUAGAGAAACCGUU
Molecule: messenger RNA, 2565 nt
Organism: Carassius auratus (goldfish)
Lineage: Eukaryota; Metazoa; Chordata; Actinopteri; Cypriniformes; Cyprinidae
Product: mitochondrial-processing peptidase subunit alpha-like
Exons: 13
Coding region: 1-1554 (517 amino acids)
Cellular component (GO): mitochondrion
Molecular function (GO): metal ion binding; metalloendopeptidase activity
Source: RefSeq, a predicted model, not a curated record